Molecule: messenger RNA, 957 nt
Organism: Tuber melanosporum (Perigord truffle)
Lineage: Eukaryota; Fungi; Ascomycota; Pezizomycetes; Pezizales; Tuberaceae
Product: ribosome biogenesis protein BRX1
Exons: 3
Coding region: 1-894 (297 amino acids)
Biological process (GO): rRNA processing; ribosomal large subunit assembly
Cellular component (GO): nucleolus
Molecular function (GO): rRNA binding
Source: RefSeq, a predicted model, not a curated record
AUGGCUUCGGUAUACAAGUCCGUGUCGAAAAGCGGCACAAAACCCUCCUCAUCCGAGGGAUCGGAUAAGAAGAAUAAACAAAGAGUUCUAAUCUUGACCUCCCGCGGUGUCACAUACCGUCACCGACACCUUCUCAACGACCUAGUAGCAAUGCUCCCACACAGCCGCAAGGACGCAAAACUGGAUACGAAAUCAAAACUCUACCACCUGAACGAGAUUGCCGACCUCUACAACUGCAAUAACAUCCUCUUCUUCGAAGCGCGAAAACGUCAAGAUCUCUACGUAUGGCUGAGCAAAGCGCCCAAUGGGCCUUGCGUCAAGAUGCAUCUUCAAAACCUGCACACAAUGGAAGAACUCAACUUCACCGGCAACGCCCUCAAAGGCUCCCGCCCGCUUCUCAGCUUCGACGCAACCUUCGACGCAACCCCCGCUAUGCAGCUGAUAAAAGAGAUGCUUCACCACACCUUUGGGGUCCCCAAGGGUGCACGAAAAAGCAAGCCAUUCACGGACCAUGUGAUAAGUUUCACCAUCGCGGAUGGAAAGAUCUGGUUCAGGAACUACCAGAUUUCUGAGGCGGAAGUGGCUAAGAACGUCGAUCCCGUUGCUCCAAAGAGUAAGGCUGUUGAGACGGAGCUCUCGUUGGUGGAGAUUGGCCCGAGAUUCGUUAUGACGCCGAUAGUUAUCCUGGAAGGGUCGUUCGGUGGGCCUGUCAUUUACGAGAACAAGGAAUUUGUGUCGCCCAAUGCUCUCAGGGCGGAUAUCAGGAAUCGGAAGGCGGAGCAGUAUCAUGCUAGGACGCUAGAGAAGACGAAAAGGGAGGUUAAAAUGAAGGCAUUGGGGAUUGAGGAGGGUAGGGAGAAGGGGGAGCUUGAUGACGAUGUAUUGUUCACUUAAGCUAGCGGAAGAAAAUUAAUGUAUUAUAGAUGCCGUAAUAGAGAACAUGUUUCCUCCCUAAAA